GUGACGCAGUGGCGCGAUUUGAAGCGGCAGACGCGGGGACAGAGACAGACGCGGAGACUCCGAGACUCGAGACACAGACAGAGACACAGAGACACACAUAGACAGACACAGAGAUACAGAGACAGUGAGGCAGAGACACAGAGAUACAGAGAGACAGACACAGAGACAGAGAGACACACACAGAGAUACAGAGACAGUGAGGCAGAGACACAGAGAUACAGAGAUACACAUAGACAGACACAGAGACACAUAGAGACAGUGAGACAGAGACUUAGAGAUACAGAGAGACAGACACAGAGAGUCUGAGACAUAGAGAGUGAGAGACAGAGACACAUAGAGACAGUGAGACAGAGAUACAGAGAGACAGACACAGAGAGAGUGAGAGACAGACACAGAGAGUCUGAGACAGAGACGAGAGACAGAGAGACACAGGGACAGAGACACAGAGAGAAACAGAGACACACAGAGACUUAGACACAGAGAGACAGACACAGAGACAUAGAGAUAGAGAGGCACACAGACACAGAGACAGAGACACAGAGACAGAGAUACACAGAGACACAUAGGGUCUGAGACAGAGAAACAGAGAGACAGAUAGACAGAGAGAGUCUGAGACACAGAUACAGACACAGAGAGUCAGAGACACAGAGAGUCAGAGACACAGAGACACACAGACAUAGAGACACAGACAGAGACUUAGAGACACAGAGACACACAUAGACAUAGAGAGAUAGAAACAUAGAGACAGAGAGUCUGAGAGACACAGAGACACACUGAGGCUCAUAAAGACACUGAGAGAGACGGAGGGAGUUAGCAGACACACUGAGACAGUGAGGGACAUAGACACACAGAGACACACACCACGGAGACCUCUGGGGAAGAGGGAGGGCGGAGGCUUCUGCUCGUUGCCACGUGACGGGAGACGUCUCGGCCAUGUCGGAAGAGCAGCUCCGGCUGCAGGGCAACGUGCGCUCGCUGCAGGAGAUGCUGAGGCUCACGGAGCGCAGCCUGCACGGCCUGGGCCCACGCCGCCCGGCCAGCCAGCGCUCUGAGGAUGCAGAGAUCCCUGACCUGACCUUGGAUGACCUUUCGGAGCGACCCAUCGGCAGUGGCGCCCUCGACGACGACUGCCGCUCGCAGCGAGGUGGCAGCCGCGUGGUGGAGAGCGCGUCCACCAGCAAGAUGCCACCUGUAUCACGCGUAGAUGAGGAAAACCUGGAGCUGAGACGGAAGCUCAUCAGCCUGUGUUCGGAGAACUCUUCUCUGGUGAUGGAGAACCACCUGCUGCUUCAACAGCUCGAUAGCGCCAACGCUGAGAUAACGCAUUUGGAAGGUGACGUGACUGCCUUUGUGAAACGGUCUCGAGACGUGGAAGACAGGGUGUCAGGCUUGGAGUUAAGAUCCGCAGAGCAAGAUGCUAUGAGGAGGGCUGCGGAGGAAGCGUUGGAGUUGGCACAGCAGCGGGGUCAGCAGCGAGAGGCGGAGUGCGAGCGGCUCACGCGCGACGCCGAGCGACUGAGGGCCGAGCUCCGCGAGAGGACGGCGCGGACCAAGCAGGCUGAUGCGGAGAAACGUGAACUUUCUGAACAGCUGCAGGAGGUAAAGGCUUCGUUUCAAGGCUACCGGACCCAGUUGUCCGAGAGCCUCCUGCAGUACCGCAGCAGAGAGCAGUCCCUGGUGUCAGAGUUGAGCCGGGCCCUGUCGGAGUGCGCGUCGGUGAGCGAGCAGCGGGCUGGUGCGGUCUCCGACAACCACGAACUCACACUGCUGGUCAGUACUUUACAAGAAAACUGCCAGACCUUUGAGGCCGAGGUUUGCCGUCUGAAGAAGGAGCUGGAGACUAUGCAACCGUUGCUGGGACAGAAACCUUCAUCCUCAUGCAACGUGAAAUGUGGGCCUGAUGAAGAGGAUAUGCCACCUUCUGCCAGCCUCGGGUCACAUGACAUCACGGAGCUGAGGUCGCUGCUUUGCAAGAAAGAUCGUGAGCUGGAAGCGCUGCAGAGCGGUGCCCCGAGCAGUCGCUGUCCGGCAGCGCAGCGGAGCGCGUCGUCAACGCAGACGGACGACGACGCGAGGCUGCACGGGGACACGAUGGCCGAGGCGCUGCAGGAGCGUCUGCGCGAGGCGGAGGUCUCUGUGGCCUCCCUGCAGUCCCAGCUCUCGCAGGCGUCGUGCAGAGCCUCCCAGCUGGAGGCGCAGAAGAAGAAGGGGUCGAGUGAAAUGGCCGCGCUGUGCAGGCAGCUGGAGGAGAAGACCAUCGCCUUCAACGCCAGCGUUGGGCACUGCACCGAGCUGCAGCGCGAGGUGGAGAAUAAGACGCGAGCUCUGGGCAAGUUGGAGAGGCGCCUUCGUGAGCAGGCCCAGGAGCUGGAGAGAGCUGCUGGGAGCACGAGGGAGAAGCACGACGAGGAGGUGGCGGACCUGAAGCGACGCGCGGCAACGCUGUGCGAGAUGGCCGAGCAGGCCGAGAAGAGAAUGCAGAGGGCGCAGAACGAAGUUGCUGACCAUCGGCAGGCGCUGGAACGUGAAAAGUUGCGUGCACAGGAGCUACAGAUGUCCCUCGAGGACACGAGGAGGCAGCGGGGGAGCAGUGAGGAGGCGCUGGGCCUGGCGGAGCGCAAGCUCGUGGACGCCUCCGCCAAGGCUCUGGAAAUGGAGUCUGAACUUGCGACCAAGCAGGCGGAGCGUGUGCGCUGCCAAGAGAAGCUGCAGCAGAAUCAGCAAGAGCUACAGGCCAAGACGGAGCAGUUGGAGCUGCUGAACGGCGCCGUGGCCGAGGCGGAGGAGCAGGCGGGGGAGUUGCGGCGAGCUCUGCGCGAGCGCGACACCAUGCUGGCGCUGGGCGCCGCACGCGUCGAGGCCCUGGAGGAGGCACAGGCGCAGCUGCAGACGCAGGUGUGCGGCCUGGAGCAGAGUCUGCACGCGGAGCAUGAGCAGUCGCGCGGCGAGCAGGAGAAGAGCGCGAAGCAGCAGCGAGCGCUGCAGCGCCAGCUGCACGAGGAGAGGGAGCGGGGAGCCGCCCUCGCCAGCAGCGUCAGCGAGCUGCAGGCGGCCGUGCGCGACGGCCAGGAGGAGGUGGCGAGGGUGCGUGCCGAGCUGGGCAGCGCCAGGGAGAAGGGCAGCCGGGAGGGCGAGCGGGCGCUGUCUCUGCUGGCGACGCUCAAGCAGGCCGAGAACGAGCUCCGUCACAAGACGCAGCUGGCGACGGAACUGCAGGACAGCCUGGCGCGCGGCCUGCAGCAGGCGGGCGACACGGAGCAGGAGCUGGGGCGGGCGCGGGCCGAGCUGCAGCGCGAGCGCUUGGCGGCCGCAGAGCUGAGCACGGAGCUCCGCGCCACGGAGCGGCGCUUGCACGCGGAGCUGCACGAGAGGGACAGGCGGCUGCACUCGAUGGCGGAGAGUCACGGUCAACUGCGCGGCUCCCUGUGCGAGAGGGAGAGGGAGGUGGAGGAGCUGCAAGUGGAACUGGAGGAGCGCCAGCGGGAGCUCAUCGCCAGAGCCACGCAGCUGUCGGAGCUGGAGGGGCGAGUGAGCGAGCAGGUGGUGUCGCUCCGCACGGAGGUGGACGCAAAAGAGGAGCAGAUCUUGCAGAUGGAGGCGAGGUGCGAGCAGCUGAACACCCAGCUGAAGGAGCAGACGGCGGAAGGUGAGAAGAACCGUGCGCUCGUCAUCACCCUGCAGGCCAAGUCAGAGGAAAAGUCUCAAGCACUGACAAGCCUACGUGAGGUUUGCCUGCAGCUGCGCGCCCGCGCGGAAGGGUUUGAGUGCCGCCUCGUCAACUUGCAGAGGGAGGUGGAACGACUCCACCAGGAGAUCGAGGAGAGGGAGAACCUCAACAGAGAGAAGGACGAGCAGGUAUGGCGUCUUGCCGAACAGCUGGGAGCGUCGCAGGCCAGGGAGACGCAGCUGCAGAGCGAGGUGCAGCGAGAGAGAGAGCUGCACCAGCAGCAGCGAGCAGGGAGCAGCGAGCAGGGAGCAGGCAGCCGCCCUCGGCAAGAGGUUUCCGAUUUCCGUAGAUAGUUGGUCGUAUAACGGGGUCGACGAGGCCUUACGAUUCACGUGGAGCGGUGGACUUCACGGCUCGUCGACCGCACGAGGGCACCGCACCGCCACCGAGCACGUGGCCACGGAACGAUGAGAGCCUCUCUCACCCCGGCGCUACGACCACCCCACACGCAGCACGACGAGACUGUGAAGACUCCAAAUUAGACCAGUACGGUGGCGAGAUGUUAACUACCUCGCCCGCUAUACAGGAGGUCGUAGGUUCUAUCCCGACCCUAACCCCUGCUAUAUAUUUCGAGUUUGAAUGUCUCUAUCCCCGUGGUCACGUGGAUUUUUCUCUGGGCUUUUCCGGUUUUUCCCUCCACAUUUAGAAUCAACGCCACGCUUUUACAGUAUUUGGCUGCCCUAAAUUUCACGUGAUCAUAGUAUAAAAUAGUUUAUUGUUUAAGUCUCGAGACUUUUUUUUUGCCUGGUAUCCUUUUUGUCAGUAGUUCCUGGGAUACUUUUUUUCAGUAGGAGGCAAUGUUUCUGCGUGUAAUUCCAACCGAGUAAUUUGCAGGUGAUGUUUCAGUGUUGGAAUAUUUUGGGCAAUACCAGUUACAUUGAAAGAGGAAACCCUUACAGAACAGGAGGAGAACUCCACACAGACUCCAAAUGAAAGCAGUACGGUGGCGAGAUGUUAACUGCCUCGCCAGCUGUGCAGGUUUGUGAGUUCGAUCCCGACCCUAACGCCUGUAUAUUUGGAGUGUGCAUUUUCUCCCCGUGGUCGCGUGGAUUUUUCUCUGUGUUCUCCGAUUUUUACUUUCACAUUUAGACUCAACAUGCGUUUAGAGUAUUUGGAUGCUAUACAUUUCCACGUUAUCAGACAUUUAUUUGAGCUAUCAUUUGUGGCCAGGUCGCUUCUGACAUAGAGCUCAUGGGGCCUUACCUGAUGAAAUAAAAUAAAAUAAAAUUUUAGUUUUAGUACAGCGUCAUUGCCACAACUGUUCUUCACCUUUAUGUGAUGUCAUGUUGAAGCAACUUUGGAUUUAUUUGUAUUUGACUUGAGUAUUUAUUCACGGGAAUAAUAUUAAAUGUAAUUUAUGUCUGUAUUUGUAAAUAAACACGUUUGUUCUUGACUUAGUUUGUUCACAGUCUUUGAUGUUUCAAAUUCAGGUAUUUGCAAUUAAUAUUACAAAACAACACAUGCGUCUUUGUUUUUCAAAUAAAUAAAAUAUAUUUAGCUAUUUUCUAAAAUA
Molecule: messenger RNA, 5240 nt
Organism: Lethenteron reissneri (Far Eastern brook lamprey)
Lineage: Eukaryota; Metazoa; Chordata; Hyperoartia; Petromyzontiformes; Petromyzontidae
Product: coiled-coil domain-containing protein 18-like
Source: RefSeq, a predicted model, not a curated record